Messenger RNA from Momordica charantia (bitter melon), 3841 nucleotides. It is a transcript of the gene HK5, whose product is annotated as histidine kinase 5. NCBI's taxonomy places the organism in Eukaryota, Viridiplantae, Streptophyta, Magnoliopsida, Cucurbitales, Cucurbitaceae. Gene Ontology annotation, biological process: protein autophosphorylation; phosphorelay signal transduction system. The record is from RefSeq and is a predicted model, not a curated record. Gene Ontology annotation, molecular function: histidine phosphotransfer kinase activity; phosphorelay sensor kinase activity. Gene Ontology annotation, cellular component: plasma membrane.
CAGAAAAUACCAGAGAAACUAGAGAGAGAGAGAGAGAGAGAGAACGCGGUGAAAUUUGUUUUGUUAGUCCGAGGAUUUUUCAUUAGGCGCUUCAAUAUUCAGUCGCAAGGAAUCAGAGACGGAUUUUAUAUAAAAUUAAGAACAAAAAAGUGGCUGGCUCUGAUUUUUAAUACUACUCGAAGCUUUUGACAUUGAUUGGCAAAGAUUCCUCAGAUCUACAGUGGAAGGCAUUCGCUAUUCUUGAUUUUUCAUUUCGGUUCUUUGGAGGGAGGCUUCGGUGCUGUUUGGCUAUUGUCGAUUGGAAUACGAGGACCUGCUCUCUAACUUCUCCCAUCAACGACAGCUUCAAGGUUUGCUCCUAUUUAUCCGAUAACACCGUCUAGUGGCGUUGGAUGGAACAUGGAGCCAAGACUCCCGAAGUGUUGCGGCCACAAGGAAUUUAUUUGCUGGAGCAUUGACUCGUCUACUUUCUGGUGUAAGUUGGAAGAAAUUGUUGAGUAAUUUGCCAUGGUCUGCGAGAUGGAGACUGAUGUUAUUGAAGAUAUGGACAUCGAAGUCCUUCCUUCUAUGUGGCCCGAGGACGUUGGACCUGAUGUUAGAAAGCAGUUCAAUGUCGAAAGGCCAGGAAUAGAUCAAGAUAUGUUGGAAGAAGUUAACAUAAUAGAGGAACCAACAAUCGUUGAUUUCAAGAGACUUAUAGAGUUAACCAACUAUACUGAGAAAGGAUCUUCUCAAUUACAAUAUCUUGCAAAACAGUGGGAGUAUAAGCAAGCAAAUGCUGUGCGUCUCCUCAAAGAAGAACUCGACAUCCUAAGCAAGCAGAGGAAAGAAGUCGAGCUCAAGAAAUUGAAGAUAUUAGAGGAGCAUCUUUUCGAGGAAGAAAGAUAUGGUGGCGAUAAACGUCCAAUCUCUAUAUUGGAAGAAUCUUGUGACAUAUGGCAAGAUAUUCCGAGGAGAAAAACUGAUUUCGUUGUUCAAAGUAAGAGAGUUGAAAUUGAUGCAGAGUAUGAUACAGUGACAUACUGGAAGCAGCGAACCGUGGAUCUGGAAAAAUUAUUGGAAGCUAGUCUACAGCGAGAGCAAAUGCUUGCAGAGAAACUUCAGGAAAAUAUAAAAAAUAUUGAAAAGCAGUCCUCACCAGUCGAGGAAUUGUCACAGAUUCUGAAAAGAGCCGACAACUUUUUGCAUUUCGUUCUACAGAAUGCACCAGUCGUUUUUGGUCAUCAGGACAAAGAAUUGCGCUAUCGAUUUAUCUACAAUCAUUUUCCAAGUUUGGAGGAAGAGGAUAUUAUAGGAAGAACAGACGUUGAGAUUUUUAGUGGCGCUGGUGUGAAGGAAUCCCAAGAUUUCAAGAAAGAAGUUCUGGAGAAAGGGUUGCCUGCAAAGAGGGAAAUACAGUUCGAUACAGAAUUAUUUGGGCUGAAGACCUUUCUGAUUUACGUUGAACCUGUCUUUAGCAAGGCGGGGGAGACAAUUGGAAUAAAUUAUAUGGGAAUGGACAUAACUGAUCAGGUUAAAAAACGAGAAAAGAUGGCAAAGCUUCGCGAGGAGAUAGCAGUACAAAAGGCGAAGGAAUCAGAACUGAACAAAACAAUCCAUAUUACAGAGGAGACAAUGCGGGCAAAGCAAAUGCUAGCAACCAUGUCGCAUGAAAUUAGAUCUCCGCUUUCUGGGGUAGUUAGUAUGGCUGAAAUUCUGUCCACCACAAAACUUGAUCGGGAACAACGACAUCUGUUGGAUGUUAUGCUGUCUUCAGGAGACUUGGUGCUUCAACUCAUAAACGAUAUCUUGGAUCUUUCUAAAGUUGAAUCAGGAGUAAUGAGGUUGGAAGCUACAAAGUUCCGUCCAAGAGAGGUUGUAAAACAUGUUCUGCAGACUGCUGCUGCAUCAUUGCGAAAAUUCUUAGUUCUGGAGGGGCGUAUAGCAGAUGAUGUUCCUAUAGAGGUCAUUGGAGAUGUUCUUCGGAUUCGGCAAAUCCUCACCAACCUGAUCAGCAACGCAAUCAAGUUCACUCCUCAAGGGAAGGUUGGAAUCAAUCUUUAUGUGUUACCUUAUCCACCUACUGGGAAAGGAGAAGAAUGCCAUAAGAAAUCAACGGCUAAUAACUCAACAGUUUCAGUAAAUGGUGUGCAAGAAGGAACAUGUCUUCCGUCCCCUCAGAAUGGCUUGCGUGGCCAAAGCCACGCUGACAGAAAUCAUUUACAUUGUGAAUCGGGUAAAAAGAGCGAAGCCACGGUGAACGGAAAUAGAGAAAACAACUCUUGUUCACCCGAAACGACAGUAUGGAUACGCUGUGAUGUAUACGACACAGGAAUCGGAAUAAAAGAAGAGGCAUUACCAACCCUUUUUAAUAGGUACAUGCAAGCUAGUGCUGAUCAUGCUCGAAAGUAUGGAGGGACUGGACUUGGGCUGGCAAUAUGCAAACAACUGGUUGAGUUGAUGGGUGGUCAUCUCACCGUUUCUAGCCGAGAGAAUCAUGGAUCUACAUUUACAUUUGUACUGCCAUAUAAAGUUUCAACCACCUGCAGUCCUUCCGACGAUUCCGACGAGCUCUCAGACGAGGAAUCGACAAACGACGAAAUGACUGAGGGCUAUUUCCAAUUCCAACCCCACAGUUUCAGUUCCCUAUCAUCUUCCAAUGGAUCCACUAGAAUCCCAAAUGCCUUGUUACAUACAACUGGAUAUCCUACCUCAACCAAACUCAAUGGCUUUGCUGAAAAUUCUGUUUCUUUUCCCUCAAACAACAUCAAACCAAAAGAAACUGCUUCCAUUUCGGCCAAUUCCGCGGUAACCUCAAGCGAAUCGCAAUGUUCAUCAAACCAGAACUCAAAUCUUGAUAACGAGAAACCAACUGAUGGACUUCAGCCCGACACUAAUUCUCGGCCCCAAAAUGUGAGUGUGAAUUCCCAUCACAGAUCAGAAAUAUCAAAACAAGAAGAUACAUUGGGAAAGACGAGUAAUAAACUCCAGAAAACGGAUCAGAGGAAGGAGAGAUCCGAUGCAAGUUCCCACUGCAGAAGUAGCAGUAGCGGUUCUGAAGCAACGGUGGCAUCGGAGCCCAGAAUUCUUCUAGUUGAGGAUAAUAAGACCAAUAUUAUGGUAACUCAGUCAAUGAUGAAGAAGUUCGGCCAUAAAAUCGACGUGGUGACCAAUGGAAUUGAAGCUGUGCGUGCAGUUCAGCGACGUUCAUAUGAUCUCAUUCUCAUGGAUGUUUGUAUGCCAGUUAUGGAUGGUCUUCAAGCUACAAGGUUAAUUCGUUCUUUUGAGGAAACGGGAAGUUGGGAAGCAGCUGCAAAUGCUGGGAUCGACCCAACGACUCCUUGUUGGACCCCAUCGUCCUCCCGUCAGAGGAUGUCCAUCAUUGCUAUGACGGCGAACGCACUGUCAGAAAGCGCAGAUGAGUGUUAUGAGAACGGUAUGGACUCAUUCGUACCAAAGCCGAUCACCUUCCAAAAAUUGAAGGAGUGUCUUCAACAGUAUUUACCACAACGUCCCUUGUAAAUGUAUUAUCUCAAUCAAUUAUGCUUUUGCUUUUGCUUUGAGAAAGAAAGGCCAAAUGUAUGGUAGAAAAAUAGAAGUCAGUUCAGUAGGAAAGUUUUGUAAUGUAAUCACUGUAACAUAUCUCAUCUCUCCCUUCCACUAUCUGCCCCCAUUUGUAAAUUGUACAGAAGAAAGCUGUCCUCCUUUCCCCAGAGGAAAUUUGUAAUAAAGUUUUCACAUUUUGCUUUCCUCAGAAUUCGGUACUUAUCACUAACACUCGGAUGGUUUUACGCACUCAGCCAUAGUUGGUCGAUAGGUUCUUUCCUUUUAACAACGUUUAUCAUAAUAAAAAUUUGGCAAU